Copidosoma floridanum is the source of this 1908-nucleotide messenger RNA. Its product is annotated as venom carboxylesterase-6-like. Lineage: Eukaryota; Metazoa; Arthropoda; Insecta; Hymenoptera; Encyrtidae. The record is from RefSeq and is a predicted model, not a curated record. Gene Ontology annotation, molecular function: hydrolase activity.
CCAUUAUAUAAGUCAAUGUAAUAAGGUGAGCAAAAGUGCACACUGCCGCUUUUGACUUCGUGGGAGUUUCAGUGCCGCUCGCACCUCUGAUCUAAAGUAACGUCCAACCGGUGAUUACGUACAGCGGCUUCGCACCGAAUUCAAACAUGGUGACUCGAGCGUUGGCGUUGUUGCUCUUUAUUGCGCUAGUUUGUGCAUACGAGGACGCGCCAUUUGUCGUAACGCCAUUAGGUUCCGUCGUUGGCUACUACAAGACCUCGUACAAGGGCCGAAGGUACGAGGUCUACGAGGGAAUCCCCUACGCCGAGCCACCGGUGAACCAGUCACGCUUCGAGGAGGCGGUGCCGUUUUCCACCCCGUGGGGCCAAUUGGACGCGAGAAAAGCCAAAUCACCCUGCGCCCAAUACGUCGACGUGCCAGCCGAUGAAAACGGACAGACAGUCACGGAGGGCCGUGUCAACGGGGAAGACGAUUGUUUGUACUUGAACAUCAACGUGCCGGUCGUCGCUAGAUACAGACCGCGAGGAAUGCCCGUUGUGUUUUUCAUUCACGGGGGCUCGUUUCAAUACGGCAGUGGAUCGUCCUUUGCCGAAAACAACAUCUACAUGAUGGACAGGGACGUCGUUUUCGUCUCCAUAAACUAUCGGCUCGGAGUGCAAGGCUUCCUGAGCACGGAGGAUGAAGUCCUACCGGGAAACCUCGGCCUGAAGGACCAAAGCCUGGCCCUACAGUGGACCGCGGAUAACAUCGGCCACUUUGGCGGCGACCCCCGGAAAAUCACCCUCGUGGGCUUCAGCGCGGGUGGCUCCAGCGUCCAGUACCACUACCUGUCGCCCCGAAGCCGGGGUCUCUUCCACAGCGGCGUCGCCAUCAGCGGGGCCGUCUUCAACCCCUGGGGCUUCACCACCCACGCUGCCGAGAAGGCCCGCAAGCUCGGUGCCAUUUUCAACUGCCCCACCCACGACUCGCGCCCCAUGGUGGACUGCCUGAAGAAAGUACCGGCCCAAGAUUUGGCCGCUGCCACCAAACAUUUCCAAUACUGGCAGUACAUGCCCGAGGCCCCAUUCGCCCCGGUGGUGGAAACGUCCGGCCCUCGUCCCUUUAUCGACAAGUCGCCCGAGGACGUGGCUGAAGCGGGCGAGCUGUACGACGUGCCGAUUGUCUUCAGCAUCGUCAGCGAGGAGGGCUGCGACCCGGGAUCAGCCUACGCCCCGCACGACAAUCUGCUGAAACAGCUGAACGACAACUGGACGGAGAUAGCGCCCCACCUGCUGGAGUACAACUACACCCUGCCCGAGGAGGUGCACGAGAGGGUCGCGUUAGCCGCGAGGCGGAAGUACUUUGGCGACGGGGGUAUCGACAAUAAUAGCACGCGCAUAUUGAUUCGGUUGCUGACGGACGAGCAGUACUCGAUCGGCAUUGAGAAGAGCCUGCGCGUCCAGGCCGAGGAGUCGACGAGUCCCGUGUACUUUUACUACUACUCGUAUCGGGGCUCCUCGAGCCGCAGCGAGCACCUCAGCCACACGAAGAACAACUACGGUGUCUGUCACUGCGACGACGUGCUGAUGGUGGUCGACAACUCGCAGCCCGGUAACAAAACCAAGGAGGAACUGGCCAUGAUCGAUCUGCUGCUGGACGUGUGGGAGACUGUGGCCAAAGAUGGAGUACCGAAACUCGGGGUGGAAUGGCGGCCGGUUAACACGUCCAACCCGGAGAUCGAGUACAUGCACAUUCGUGGACCCAAGGACUACGGCAUGUCCGGGAGCGAUAACUUUGGCAACAAGUACUUUUGGAACGAGUUCUUUGAUCUCUUUUAGCCGUGCAAAUGUCAGAAAAUUGUACCCAUACGCAGAGGUAUGAGGAAUGAAGUGUCGAGAGAGUACAAUAAAAGCUUUUUUUUUUUAAAAA